GUCCUAGUUACGAUCAUAAUACUUACGGUCUGCUCAUUAAUGGCUGAUGUUUUUUCUCUUUGGCAGCUCGCACUGUCUGCAUAGCUGACAGAAGAAUGCGACGUAGCAAUGGAGUGGUUUCUUGUAAUGGCUCUGUCAACGAUGUAUCGAGAUCAAACGAGAGGAGUAGUUCGGGGGUGACAUCCUAGCAAGGCGAGAGUCUAACUCCAUGGGUGUCUUUUUUUUGAUACAUAGAUAGCUGCCGUUGAUGUUUCAGGGAAUCUUUUUCCUGUGCUUUGUUUCAGUUGAUGAACAUACACAUAGUCCCGGUGACGACAAUUCCCAACAAAGAACACAGCAUACUUCGAAUAAACUUUGAUGCAAGAUAUCACGUUAUCCCUUUUCUCUCCUUUUUGAACAGGGCUAAACAUGUAUGGCAGGUCAUAAUGAUGGGCUUUACCUCCUGUUAUCACGCGUCACAGCCUGAGGGCAUAUAAUAAAGUCCGUCUUCCUUGAUGCCACGAGUUAUCAAAGUGUGCUUUCAGUUCUGGACGUCAGUGCGCCCAUCUGUGAUUCAUCAUGUCCAUACAGUCGACAUACGUUGCCUCUACGGAAAUAAUUCUGGUAUCCUUCGUCCUUGUAGUGUACGACCAUGCUAUCACGUUAGAUCAAGAGAUAACUUACUUCUGGUCUGGUUCAUGGUCAGCGGCACGAACACUAUAUCUCAGCAUCCGAUACUUGGCUCUGAUACGGGCUUGUUUUUCUCUUUAUGGACUAACAGGACAGGUCAAAACUUGCACCUCUGUGGAAACCUGUCCUUCAUUGCGGAUUACUUUCUUACAUUGACGGUCGCUGUAAUUUGUCAAGCUGUUGUGACAUUACGAGUGUGGCAUCUAUUCCUCCAUAGUUGCUUCAUUAGACGGCUGGCGGUCACUGUUUUCAUCAUCUGCGCGGUAGGAGCUGUCAUAGUUACCAGCGUCGAGUUUGAUGCCAUGAAGAGAGCCCUGUGUGCAUCAUCGAUCGCUGAGAUCUUCACGCAGGGCCCUCUAUCUAUGUUUACCGUCUACCUGCCAGCCCUGGUCGUCCAUACGGUCAUGCUCUUACUGACGAUGUAUCGCUUUCGCGUCAGCCCAAAAGCAUUGCAACAACGUGGCAUUAUGCACCGAUUCGUCAAAGAAGGGAUAUUUAUGUAUACCUUUGCGACCGGAUCGCUACUGUACGAAAUUAUUUGUCUUUCUAUGACUGAAUCAAAGGACAUAUCUAUAUAUUAUCCAUCUUUGAUAGGAGGGCAAGUUUUACUAAACGAGAUGGUAUUUACGGAAGCUCACGAGACAAAUCUAUUUCCCAGAAUAGCAAUAUCAACUACAGCCGUCUCCGUCUGUCGUGCAAUGCUAAGCAUCAAGUCAUUUGCCGUAACAUAUCAUGUCGAUCCGGCAUGGUUGCUCAACCACGCAGAACUCAGUCGUGUUCAAUGGAGGAGAGGAGCCAGUGAAGGGGAAAUCUUUGUUGAAUCGGGCGACAUGGAGGCAGAUCCCCCUUCCAAAUUGCUGGGGGUAUCUGCCGGGAGAACAGAAGGCGAAUGGGUUGUGUAAAAAUUCAAUUUAACUUCAAGUACCCGGACAUCCUAUCUCGAUAUCACGCUUGUGCUUAGAAUGAGAUCGCUUGGCUGAUUGAUGCUCAUUCCUCUCGUACUUGUGGGAUCUUUGAGUGAUGGUGCUCAGAACACAAAGUGAGUGAUGAUAUAUGUUUAUUAUCAGACGGGGGAAUAGAAGAAAUGGGAGCGAACGAUCCCACCAGGACUACUUAUCACUGUUUCAUAAUCAACCACUAGGCCUCGCCCAAACUCGCCCAAAACUCAUUUCUAGGGAUGGAGCGAUUUCCAGUAUGGUGUCACGCCAUGUGUGCGCUCCACUUGAGCCUCCACUGAGCACCACCAUCGAGCACUCCAGAUAUUCUGAUGUCUGUGUCCCUCUACUCUCCCUUUGACCAUUCGAUUUAAUC
Suillus plorans is the source of this 1980-nucleotide messenger RNA. RefSeq lists its product as uncharacterized. The transcript has 11 exons. NCBI's taxonomy places the organism in Eukaryota, Fungi, Basidiomycota, Agaricomycetes, Boletales, Suillaceae. The record is from RefSeq and is a predicted model, not a curated record. The coding region runs from base 495 to 1571 and encodes 358 amino acids.